Messenger RNA from Podarcis lilfordi (Lilford's wall lizard), 18554 nucleotides. The record is from the annotation of a GenBank genome assembly. NCBI's taxonomy places the organism in Eukaryota, Metazoa, Chordata, Lepidosauria, Squamata, Lacertidae.
AUGGCGAGUGGAGCGGUGCUGCAGAGGUAAAGAUGCUGAGUCCAUGCCAGCCAGGAUCCGUGGAGUAGGGGAUGCUCAGAAGGGAGUGGGAUGGUUGGGAAGCUGUGCCUGCAGCACAUCGAGCCAGAUCACACUGCAGAAGGUGACCCAGCACCAUGAAACUUUCCCUUUGACACAUUACUGGCAAUUGCUCCCAGGGUCUCCCUUCUUGAGUGGCAAAACUCAUAGGAUCUUGAAAGCCUGUGGCGGGGUGGGCAGAGGGAAGAGUUACUUGCCUGCUUGGAUUGCACCUUCCUCUCCAUGCUGGUGAGGCUCUGUGGUCAUUAAUCCAGCCUGUUUAUCUUUCAGCAAAGAGCCGCUGAUGCAGCAUCGGGCAGAGCUGGAUGGAAGUAGUCUGUCUUUGGAUUCAGGUAAGGAAACAGAAAGCCUGGGGGUGGAAGGAGAAAUCAAUUUCCCUGGGUAGGAGGUUCUCUCUCUCUCUCUCUUUCACAAUGCAGUAGUCCAAUGUGGUUUGUAAGCACUGCUCCAAAUCCUGGAAGUUGGCAGGGUCUUCAUUGGUGAGCUUAAAGGUUCACAACCCAACAGGAUGGUGGGGUUAGCUGCACUUCUAGGAGGCAGCCCUCUGACAGCUGACCUCUUGCACAGGCUACCCGCAAAGAAAUGCUUUCUUCUUGCAUGGUUUAGUGACAGCAUCUCUGACGUCAGGUACUGGUUCAGUGCUCCAUGAGCACCUCAGGCUCCUAUUGGCCAAGGUGAUAAGACAAUGCAAACUCACUCUCACAGAACGGCAUGCAGAUCUGGGUGCCACAAUUUAAGGAGGAUAUUGAUAAGCUGGAACAUGUGCGGAGAGGGGCAACCAAGAUGAUCAAGGGUCUGGAAACGAAGCCUUAUGAGGAACAGUUGAAGGAGCUAGGUAUGUUUAGCCUGGAAAAGAGACUGAGACGAGAUAUGAUAGCCAUCUUCGAAUAUCUACAAGGGCUUUCACAUGGAAGAUGGAGCAAGCUUGUUUUCUCCUGCUCCAAUGGCUUCAAGUUACAUGAAAGGAGAUUCUUACAAAGCAUAGGACAGUAAGAGCUGUUUGACUGUGGAACAGACUCCCUUGGAAAGUGGAGGACUGUCCUUCCUUGGAGGCUUUUAAGCAGAGGUUGGAUGGCUAUCUGUCAUGGAUUCUUUAGUUGAGGUUCCUGCAUGCAGGGGGUUGGACUAGAUGACCCUUGGGAGUAGGCUUCCAACUCAGUAAUUCUAUGAUUCCAGGCCCCAGUUUCUGUUCUCUUUCUCCCAUCCCAACUACAAUGGAGCCACCACUCCCUGGUCUUAGAUUUUGGAUCACACGUCUAGUGUGCAUUGACAUUAAACAGGCAUGGUCCUUCUUUCCUUCCUUCCUUCCUUCCUUCCUUCCUUCCUUCCUUCCUUCCUUCCUUCCUUGACUGCGUACACACUAUACUUUUCGAGCACAUUUGAAGCGCUUUCAUUCCAGAAAAGAAUUCUGAGCACUGUAAUUUAUCCCUCACAGAGUCACAAUUCCCAGCAACCCUUAACAAACCACAGUGCCCAGAAUUCGGGGAGUGGGGCAGUAUUUUGAAUGUGCUUUAAAGGUAUAGUGUCCUUGGGGGCCGCUAGCUAUCUUGUUCCACCCUUGUUGUUCAAGGGACAGGGAGGUGUACGUUGAUGCCUCUGAUUCUGUUGCUAGCUUCUGGUUUGGAGUUGACUGGGAAAUAUUCCAUGCUGACUUCGCAGACCCAGCACAUUAGAAGCUGAGAUGAGUACAACAAGUCUGACCUUUUGCCCUCCAUUCUCUAGGAACAAUGGCCAGUUCAGAAGGUGAAUCAGAAAGGGUGAUGGAUGAGAGAAGGCAAAGCUCUGAUAGCACAAACAAGGUGAGCAGCAUUAGGGGGACCACUUUACUUUUAGCUGACUUAUUCUUAACAGGAAGUUCCCAAGUAGUGUCAUCUUAGGUGCUGAUCAGCUCCAGAACUGCUUAGUUUCAUACAUAGCACUAUUGGGGGGGGGGUCCCCCUUCUCAUAAUCCAUUUACCAGCUGGAACCUGCCUUGUUCCACCCUAGCAAGUCUUUCCCCUAAAAGGAUGUUGCAAUGUACUCUACAUGGAAGGAGACAACCCUCAGCCCCUCACUACUGUGUGAGCUUAGCAUCACUGGGGUUCUUACCUGUGUCACUCCUUCCUCUUCUAGGAGAGCCUAAUCCAUCACCGCAGGGCUUUACACCUGUCUGCUGCUCUUCUCCCUUUGCAGCGUUGUGCUAGGAAACUCCAAGAACAGGCACGCAAGGAGAGCACGACGGGCAGGGAACCAACGGUGCACUUUGAAGAUAGUGGUGAGAGUGAUGAAGGUUGGUGAGUGAGACUUUGCCAUUGCUUUCCUCAUUUGCUCUUCUCCUAUGGGAGUGUCCCCUUCCCUUCUUUUAAUGCUAUUUAUUUACAUUUUCUAGACUCUCCCAUCCACUUCCUUUUCUGCCAUUCAUUCUCUUUUGUUUUGCUUCUCCUUCUUUCCAAAAUAAUUUUUAUUUGAUUUUACAGUUAUAAAAAUAUAAUAAUACACAUCCAUAGUUAAAAGAUUCCUCCAAAUCUCUGGACUUCCCACCUUCCUCUCCAUGGGUUCUGUUGCUAAUUUUUUCUACUGCAUCUUUUUCAGUAAUCCAUAUUUGUUAAUAACUCCAUUAUCUCCAUAGUACCCGUUACAUUACAAGUGUUAUUGCAAUGCUGCUCAUGUUUUCAUCUGUUUACAGUGGUCUCCAAGAUAAAUUAUAACUUUUCCCCAUUCCUUAUUAAAGUUUUGGUCUUCUUGGUUCCUGAGCUUCCAGUCAAUUUUGCCAUUUCUGCAUAGUCCAACAAUUUAAUUUACCAUUUUUCUCUGGCAGGGACUUUAUCUUCUUUCCUGUUUUGCUUCUCCCUUUUCCACUUGAUUUAUUACAUUUAUGUACCCCUUUUCCUCCAUAGAGCUCAAGGUGGCAUACGUAGUUCUCCCCGCCCCCUCCAUUUUAUCAUCACAACAACCCUGUGAGGUAGGUCAGGCUGAGAGACUGUGACUGGCCCAAGAUCACCCAGUGAACUUCAUGGCCAAGUAGGACAAGGGUCUCCCGGGUCCUAGUCUGACACUGUAACCACUAUGCCACACUGCCUCUCAGUUCUAUUUCUGUCUCCAUCCAUAAAAGAUCAACACAUUCCUUUCUAAGUCCCAAGGAGGAGUGUUUCUUCUGGUGUAGAUCACCAGGAACUCCCCUUGGUGUGGUCUGCACAGGUCUUGUCCUGCCCUUCCUAGCUGCCCUGGUGAAACUGUUCCUCCCUCCCUUGUCUUUCUUCACCCUCAGCUGCUCACCUUCUUAAACUUCCCUGGUUUCCUGCUGAAAGUGACAGGCUGUAAGCAGCUAGAGCCUACCUUUGUUUUGCGUUGAAUCCAGGGUUAUGAGACAAUCUACACUGUUUUGCAAAAGUUAGCAUAUUUUGCUUGACUUCCAGGUUCAGGUGGCCCUUUCCAUCAUUUCCCCUAUAUUCUUCCCUUAUUUUUUGUUUAAAACUGAGCAAUAAUAAUCUGUAUUUUGGAACUGCAUCAUUUUUAAAAAUGUGUACUUGCUGCUCUCCCUCCUAAUUUUCUUGUCACAAAAAUCCUGUACGGUAGGCUAGACUAUGAGAGGUAAUGAUUGGCGCAAGUUAGCCCAGGGAACUCCAUAGCUAAGCAGGGAUUUGAACCCUGGUCUCCCGGGUCCUAGUUCCCCACUGUUUUAUUUCCUGCUUUAUUUUAGCUAUGUCAUUCUGUUUGCUUGUUUCAUGGCUGAAGAGCAACAGAUGGAUGGUUUGCCUCUAUCCUGAGUGGCAAAAAUCUACAUUGCAACUGGUCUUGAUCUAGGCUAGAAAGAUCUUGACUAUGAAGGCCUGGCAGUAGCUGGUAUCUUAUAAAUCUAGUGUGUGGGUGACCUGUAAAUCAAGUGCUUUUGACCAACCUCCAACUCAGGGGUCAGAAAACAUUUUCAAUAGGGGGCCGGUCCACUGUCCCUCAGACCUUGUGGGCCAGACUAUAUUUUGGAAAAAUAAUAAUGAACGAAUUGCUAUGCCUCACAAAUAACCCAGAGAUGCAUUUUAAAUAAAAGGACACAUUCUACUCAUAUCAAAACACCAGGCAGGCCCCACAAAUAACCCAGAGAUGCAUUUUAAAUAAAAGGACACAUUCUACUCAUGGAAAAACAUGCUGAUUCCCGGACCAUCCGCAGGCCGGAUUGAGAAGGAGAUUGGGCCAGAUCCGGCCUCCGGGCCUUAGUUUGCCUACCCAUGCUCCAACUACUAGCUUGCCAUAGAUAAAGGUAAAGGGACCCCUGACCAUUAGGUCCAGUCGUGGCCGACUCUGGGGUUGCAGCACUCAUCUCGCUUUAUUGGCCGAGGGAGCCGGUGUACAGCUUCCGGGUCAUGUGACCAGCAUGACUAAGCCACUUCUGGUGAACCAGAGCAGCGUAUGGAAACGCUGUUUAGCUUCCCGCCAGAGCGAUACCUAUUUAUCUACUUGCACUAGAGUAUUUUUGAACUGCUAGGUUGGCAGGAGCAGGGACCGAGCAAUGGGAGCUCACCCCGUCAUGUGUAUUCGAACUGCUGACCUUCUGAUUGGCAAGCCCUAUCCUCUGUGGUUUAGACCCAUUGCUUGUCAUAGCUUGGUGUUUUCUACUCAGAUACAGAAUGGUGUCAUGGAGCUCCCAUGGCGCCUUGAUUUUCCUUGUCUGGCCCUGGUUUGGAUCUAUUUCAAGGCUGAUCUUUCUUUACCUAGACCCAGAUCCCUCUGAAGAUGCGCUGACUACCUCUGCGAUGGAACUUUCUGUGCUACAAAGGCUGGGCCUGCAUAGGUAGGAACCUUCCACGUAUCUGUUUCUUGUGAGCAGGGAGGGCUGUAUGAAGCAUGGCACCUGUUCCAAGAAGGUGGCACGAAAAUGAUCUUGCAGUCAGACGGAAGCAAACUGCUGCAUUUGGGAUCAUGUCGACCCAUGUAGACAGUCUCGCAGGACAUUGUGAAGCCAUGGGGAAUCUUACCAUAUUAUUUCCCGACUGGUUCCCUUGUAUACCUUGGGCUAAUAUUGGCACUGCAAUCCCUUUGCCCUUUUUCUUGAACAGAAGUAUUCCCAUCUAGAUCUCUUUGCUCAGACUUUUUGCAGAUAAGAGGAUCAAGAAUGCAACAUGUUGAGGAUGUCAUGAAAUUCUACUCAGUAUUGAACCAGAGCAGAUUCCAGCGUACGGUUAGCAGAGUUAAAACUUAAACACGUUGCAGGAUUCCAAAAAAAAGAAAGACCAGAGACAAUUAAUAUUUCAUCCUGCAGAGCUCUACUGCUACUGAAGGCAAAUGAACAUAAUGGUCACAAAUCCAAUACACGCAGGAUUGGCACUGUCCACAAGAAAUCCAGUUGUAGCAGACUUAACUUAAACUUACAAUAACUUAUAAUAAGUAUAAACCUUAACACCAAGCAUACUAUGUACAGAGCACCACACCAGAAGAAAAAGAUACAGAAAGAGAAAGUGCAACCCAGACUCCUUCUGGCCUUACUUUAAUAGUCAGCCUAACCUGACAGAAAGAGAUCAGAGAACCAGUUUAAGCCAGCUGUAAUCAGCUUCUCUGAAGGAAUAACCCAAACAUGAACCUUCUGCUUGUUUCUUUCACACAGAGAAGCUUCCAGAACCCUCUUGAAUUAAGUAGAAUAGGAAAGAUCUCUACACAUCAGAUCAAUACUUUCUGCAAUAAGAAAUGGAAACUGACAGUGGAUUCCCCUCCCCACCCCUUAGUUAGUUAGCAUUUAGCUUUUUGCACAGUUUCAGAUUUAGACAGCAGCUAUCCUUGUUGGAAACCACAGGUCCUCCAACCUGCUGAGCUGUCUGUGCCUUGCCAAAUCUCUUAUGGCUCUGCUUUCUCUUCCUUCACAGGGUAGCUUUGACAGAGCAGGAUGUGGAGGUGAGUUGAGUGCUGUUGUCUUCACUUGGCUUGGAUGUCUAGUAUCACUUUUAUGUGCCACUUUGAAUGAAAUAUUCUGAGGCUUAGUGAGACCAUCGUCAGAACAGCAAAUGAUCAUAGCAACCAGCUUCAAUCUCACAGUUGAUUUAGGGGCCUUGCUUUCCAGCUGGUAGUUGGCAGUGGCUGUGGCCCUUGUGAUGCUCUGACUAUUCAGUCAAUCAGGUUGUUAUUGUUCGUAGCCCGUGGCCAUAACAAUAUUAAAUCGCAAAACAAACAAACAAACGAGACAAUCCGAGCGUGAGUUAAAACAUCCAUGCGUAGAACUGCAAAUUGUCAAAUCUUAAAGUUUACCCAAAUAAUUUAGCUUUCAAAAUUCCCUUGGCAAUUUACACUGUUUUAAAUAGCUAAACUAUACACAACAAAUUUGUCUACGUUGGUCGGCAACCUUCUAAUUUUGAAAUCAUUUAAUUUCCUUUCUUAACAAUUCUGGAACGAACAGAGAAAUCUGUUGGAACCAUGUUGAUGGACUAUGCCAAAAUGGCAAAAUUAACUGGGAAGCUCAGAAAUCAAGAACACAAGAACUUUAAAAAAGAAUGGGGAAAGUUCAUAAUUUGUUUACGAGACCAUUGUAAGCAGGUUAAAACAUUAGGAGGAUUUUAAACACCCUUGUAAAGUAAUGGAAAGUAUGGAUAAUUUGGAAGGAUAAAAAUUUGGAUAAGUGUUGAUAUGCAGUUGUAAAUAUUACCAUCAGGACCCAUGGAAGAGAUGGGGAGAAGUCAGGAGAUUCAGAGUAAUUUUGAUAGUUAGAUCUUGAAUUGUUUUUUGUUGUAUGUUUACAUUUUUAAGAAAUCAAACUAAUAUAUAUAAUAAAACCACAACAAUAACAAAUCUGCUGGUAGGUGAGGGUGUGUGUGCGGUUCCACCCAUCCUUGGGUGAGAGUCUUGGUGGAGCACAGCAAGCUGGUUGAGAGCCAGAUUGCUUGGAGGAACAGUCCAUCUGUGUGACUGAUGGGUGGCUGUUUGUAUUGUUAUUUACAUUGUUCUGUCCAUGAAUGGCUUCAUUGUCUUCUUGGUUUUUCCUAUUCAUUUUUGUUGAGUGGAAGGAGUGACUGGUGUUAGCGGUUGGUGACUGAAUGGGUGACAUUAGAGUGAUUGGGUGGAUGAUGUGUUUGUGUGUAUUGGUGGGAGCAAAAUGGGACAAGUGAUACUGAAUGAGUAAUAGGUAUUUGUGAUUUGUGCAGAUGUCAGGUAGAAUUUGAGUCUCACAUGUAGUAUUUUGCAAGUCAGGGUGUGCCUUGGUGAGAGGCAAGCUGGAGACGGAAGGGAUCCCUGGAUCUAAAGAUGUUUUUAAAUGUCAUUAGUUUUAGUGAUUUUAUUGUUUUAUUGCAUUGCAUUGCAUUGCAUUGCAGUUUUGCCGUUUCAUUGUUUGUUAUAUAUGUCAUAUUUAUUGUUUUGUAAAUCACUUAGAGACUGAUUUCAGUAUUAAGUGGUAUCCAAAUAUUAUAUAAUGCACAAUGUUUCCAGUAUGGCUGAUGCUCUGACUAACCACCUGCUGCCCUUGGCGGGGAACAUCCCGCACUCAUCUAAAGUUGUCCAUAGAGCAAGUGUUAAGUUGAACAGCAGCUCAUUGCACACAGUUAGUAAAUCUCUACAUUCAUAACUGCUGAUCAUUCCCAAUCCAUUUGCAGCACAUUCCAAGGGCCUUGCUAGAAAGUAUAGCUUGGGAAAAUGCACUGUUCCCAAUAUGUAGUCAAGUCACAUUUUCCCAAUAGUUAAAUCACAAAUUAUUAUUGCUGGGAGGGUGCAAUACUUUCUUCAGCUAUCAGGGAGUGUCUUGAACAAUUAGGACUUUGAGAUGUGCCUGGAAGAUGGAUUUGCAAGACUCCACAGGCACCUGCUUGAUGGUCAUGAUGAUGCCAGUAACAAUGGGCCUCCCAAAGUCUUACUGUCUCCACCCAGUGCCCAGCCUGAAUGUGUAGACAUUAGACUAGAAACAACCGAAGUUGACUGACCAGUCUUCAGGCACAGCCUUGAAGUGCUUCAUAUCAGUUUAUCUCACACACAGAGAUGUAUACACAACUGGCAGCCUGAUUUGCCCUUCUCCCCCCCCCCCCGACUGGCUGUUGAGGUGAAACUGAGGUGAAACUGAGCCAGUGUGGUGUAGUGGUUAAGAGCGGUAGUCUCGUAAUCUGGUGAACCAGGUUCGCGUCUCUGCUUCUCCACAGUCACACUUCUUUGAAGUCUCUCAGCCCCACUCACCUCACAGAGUGUUUGUUGUGGGUGAGGAAGGGAAAGGAGAAUGUUAGCCGCUUUGAGACUCCUUCGGGUAGUGAUAAAGCGGGAUAUCAAAUCCAAACUCUUCUUCUCUUCAAGAGCCUGCAAACUUCAGGAAUACAUUUGCAUAAAAUUAUUAAAAUAUUUAAGCAAAAUAUAGAUGCUUGUUUCUAGAACUGGCCUUCCUUUUCUCACAAGCCAGGCCAUAAACAUUUCCCCCAAAAUGCUUUUGUUUUUGCAAUGGUGCUGGUGAGUUUCCUUUCCUUUUUUUUCUUUUUAAGCCUAUGCUUGCAUUUGAAGGCCGGUUCCUGAGAGUCGUUUGCUGUGUUUUGACCUGCCCCCUUUCUUGGCAGGCAGCUUUUGCACACUUGGCUCUUGCCUUCCGCUGUGACGUGUUCACGCUGAGGCGGCGAGUGCAGGUGGAAGAGCGAGCGAGGAACACAGCUGAGGAGAAUAUUCAGCAUGAGCUUGGGGAAUGCCGGGUGAUGCUGCAGGUCAGUGAAGCCAUGUCCCAAGAACCCUUGGCCAUUUGGACCAUUCGUUUGCUGCAUUCCUCUUAAAGCAUUGUGACUAAAUUUGGCAUGAAGGUUCCUGAGAUUUUGGUGUUUUGAUGCAGUUGGGUGCCAUUUUGAAUCAAGAUGGUGGGCUGAACCUUUCAAAGCCGCACUGAUUAUUUUGGUUUCUUAGAAUUCUCAAGCAGUGCCAGGUAUGAGGCUGCUAGUCUGUUGCAAGGUACAAACAGGAUCACUGUUUGCUAUAAACACUUUAGGGGAUGUGGUGCUUUUUGUUGCUUGUGUCGUGCUGUCUUGCAUCUAUACAGUACACAGGACAUGGUCCAGUGAGUGGUGUUGUCUUCUCCCCUUUACUGAUUCUCAUGGUCACCAUAUACCUCUUUUCUCAACAUUUUUAAGUGGGUGUCCCUCACCAUCAUUUUUGCACCCCAUUUAGUGUGUCAUUUUAAAAUUAUGUUGCUUGCACUAUUCCACCAUGGUGCAAUUGCAGAAAUCUGAAAACUGCAGUUAUUUCCGAAUAUGGUUGGGUGACAGCUGUUGGUAAGCAGCCUAAGUUAAUUGCACUUAGUUUCUAUUUAAAUAAAUGAGACUUAAAUAAAUUAACUUGAUCCUGUGGAUUUUUGAUUGUGCCUAAUUUCAACUAUCUUCAUUUUGAUCCAGCUGUUCACAGAAUAUCAUAGAUAUUCACAGAAUAUGCGGUCCUGUUGGAGGAAAAGUGGGAGGUGAUUUUGACGGAUUCCCCCUGAAGACCUCAUGACUACCUCUCCACACUAUUUCAGAGGUCCCACAAUCCUCCAGAGCCAUUUUUUCCUCCGGGGGAGGGCAACAACAGAGAGGAGGAAUCAGCAAAAACCACCUCCCUCUGCUUCCUUCAGCUGGAGUACCCUGUAAACAGAGUUCUGCUCAUGGGAACUGUGGAUCCAUGCAAUUGUCUAAACCAAACCUGAUUAAACUGCUGGUGAAUAUGUCUAAUGUGUAAGUAAUGAUCUAUUGCUUGGGAUUGCCUUUUUAUCAAGGUCUGGUGAAGAACCUCAGUUAGGAGUUAGGCUGAUAGUCCAGUUAAUCCAAUAUUUUCCAUCUUGUGUUUUAUCUCUCCAGAAGCUGGAUCAGGCCUGCCUGGACCCCAGGCACAAGGAAUUGGUAGAACAUUUGCAAAGCACUCUUGCCGUCCUAGAAGGAGCAAUUGAACGGGCAACGGGCGCAGCUGAGAAAUUAGGAGCUGUCCAUCAGGUCAAUUACCAGGCUAGGUGGUGAACAUAAGGCAAAUGACUGUGGGCUCUUCUACAAGUGUGUCUUUUUGCCAGUGUAGAACUUAGAUUCACACUAUCGGUUGUUUUAAAGAUUUGCCAUAGGCAUGAGGAACCCCAUUUAGCCCUAGAGUCAAUUUCCCUUCUAGCCAACCUUCUUGGGGGCCACAUGCCACAGCAAAAGUGGGCAGAACAAUUGCUAUAAAUUUUACCUUUGUACAGCAGGCUAAUUUUUGCAAACACUUGCACCCCACCCCCACAACCCUUCAUCCAGACAAGUAAGAGGUGUUUGCAGAGUCCAAGGACACAUUCCAGCCAGGCAAAAACACCCAAGGAGAGUGGGAAGCAGGGCUCGUGAGGGAUGUGACUAAGGAGGGAGUCUGGCCUGUGGAGAAUUCUGAGGGCCAGAUUGCAUUUGGCUUCUGGGCCUGAGCUCCGCCAACUUACUGUAUCAAGAUCUUGAAGCUCUUUUAUUAAAAGGACUCUUGUUGUUUUCUUUCGAGAGCUGAUACAGCACAAUGGCAAAGAGAAUGUGCUCUGGAGGACCAGGAAUUCCUCAGUUUAAUCUGCUAUUAACUCUAUAGGUUAUUAAAUCUAUAGGCAACCCACCACCUCUCACCCAAAGUACCUCCAUGGCCAAUCUGCCAUACAGAAAUAAGUAAACACGCAGCAAUAUCUCCAGGCCCCUUCCCAAGAGGACUGUGCUGGCUUUUGGUCUCUGAGCUACCUUGCCCCACUGCUUUGCUUUAAACCACCCCUUGCACUCUCUCCCACAGGAGGCCCGCAUGAGCCGGGCUGCAGAGGUGAUGGUACAGCAUGUCGAGAACCUGAAAAGGCACCACCUGAGAGAGCACACGGAGCUGGAGGAGAUGAAGAGGCUCAUUCAGCAGAACUCGCGCAACCGGCAGCUGGCAGAAAACAGGGGUGAGGUGGGGCCCGCUUUCGUGCAAAGAGUGGCUGUGCGGUGCCUUGAGAUGAAAACAUAAUGUGAACAAAUGCUGAUGCGUGGGCAGAAGGGGCAUUAGCGGGAAUAAGAAGACACCAGGCGCUGGAGUCAGUUCUCAGGAGCAAGUUGCAUGGGGCUUUUUUGGGUGUUGAAAUGGAUUGUAGAUAACAGCACACUGGUGAAAAGCCAACACUUGCAGUGCAUCAGUUGAACUGCAAAUACAUGAGAGGUGAUUCUAGAGAAGCAGAAGAAGCUGCCUUAUACUGAAUCAUACCAUUGGUCCAUCCAGCUCAGUAUUCUCUACACCCCAGGGUUUCAGGUCAAGGCUUCUUCCAGCCCGCCCUGAAGAUGCCAGGGAUUGCACCUCAGACCAUCUGCACGCAGGUGCUCCUAUCCUAUAGGGAAAAUAUGGGUGGGAAGUCUUCAUACUUGACUGAUCUACUUUAUUUUUUUUGACUAAGACCCUCUCCCCAAAAGAUCUACCAACCAGAACUUGGAGCAAAAGCCAUAUACAGUGGUACCUCUGGUUGUGAACGGGAUCCAUUCCAGAGGCCCGUUUGCAACAUGAAAAGAACGCAACCCGCAGUAGCGCAUCUGUGCAUGUGCGGGUUGUGAUUCGCCACUUCUGCGCAUGUACGUGAUAUCAUUUUGCGUUUCUGCACAUGCGCAAGUGGCAAAACCCGGAAGUAACCCUUUCCGGUACUUCCGGGUUGCCAUGGGACAUACUGUAACCUAAAAGAAUGUAACAUGAAGCGGACAUAACAUGAUGUAUGACUGUAGUUAGAAUUAAAGAACAGGGUGCCUUUGUGUACAUUAUGAGCCUAGGAAUUUGUUUUCAGUACCUCACAGUCCUGUCAAACAAAGCACUUUCCUAGUUGCCCUUUCCGUACUUCAGCAGUCUAAUUUACGACGGGCUUUUUGUUGUUCCAAAUAUUUUCCAUUAUAUUAUGAAAUCAUAAAUUAUCCAUAUUAUCCACAAAUUGUCCAAGUUAUUGCAGAUUAUCUGCAAGUUGCUACUAAAUUCCAAUCUACCUUCUGCUCAAGUGUGCUCUAGAGCAUAAAGCAGUUCAAGGCAGAUGCAGUGAUUGCCUUUAUGAACAUGGGAGGCCUUCCCAUAGUCAGGCCAUUGGUCCAUUGACCUCAAUGUUGUCUACACUGACCAGCAGCAUCUCUCCAGGGUUUCAAACUGGAGACUUCCCCAGCCCUACCUGGAGAUCCCAAGGGCGGAACCUGGGACAAAGCGUGUGCCGUACCACUGAGCUACAGCCCUUCCCCUGUUUUUGUCUCCCUAGACGAUAGUGAGCAGAGACUGAAGCAUCCUCCAUUGCGAAUGUUCCAGCAGGUAAAGUGACAGGGUGGAGGUGGGGGGACUGUGUGCAUCUCCUCCUAUGUUUCAUGGAGCACAGGACCUGUGCUGCUGCUGCUUUCCCUGAAAUCAUGCCAGAAGGCAAAUGGGUCACUUUGGCCCUUCAAGUAUUGUUCAGUUCCAUGAAUAGCCCCUUUUACAAAUGAGCUCUUGAGCAGAGGUCUACCUGCCCUAACCAUACUAGCUAGAUUUUUUUUCGGGGGGGUGUGUAUAUGCUAAAGGGACAUCCAGUGGAUGGGGGAGAAAUCCAUUCAAAACCAAAAGGCUUUCAGUACAGGUGACCCACUAUGUUAGUUAUUUUAAUGAUACUACAUGUUAAUAACAUAAAAUGUAGCAGAAUCAAAUGUUGCUUGUUUCAGUUUCCUUGCACUCAUUGACUUAAUGCAGCAAAAUUGGCUUCCUUGUUCCUGAGCAACUGGGUAUAAUAUUACCUGCAGACUUUCCCGUAUAUUCCAUAACCCAACAUACCACAAGUCUCUUUAAUGAAAGCUGAACAUUCAGGGAAUAUGCAUUCUUCGCAAGCCUCCCUGUAACUACUGCUCUGCUAACUAGGAUUGUUCUUCUAUGUCCCAGGGAUCAGCUCGUCGUAGAGUCAGCAUUGCAGUGAUUCCCAGACAGCUGAUGGUAAGGAAGCUCUCCCUCUAUGAUGAGCUUUUUGCAAUGAAGGAUAUGCCUGAUCUUCAUUGCUUGCUGGUUUGCAAUGCACCAAAACACAGUGACGUCCCACAUUCCAACUGAAUUGCCCAUUAUUCAUUGCACACAUGUGUCUAAUUCCACCUGGGCACAUUCUGGAGUUCCUCCAUGAGUUUAUUCAAAUCUAAGUUGUGAUCAUUUUUGUAUUGCCUGAAGCUGGAAAAGCAAGCUUUUACUAAGCCAUGUUUAUUAAAGCUUACCAGUAUUGAAGGCUGUGUAAUUCCUAAGUGCCAUUGCAAUGCAUGAUGGGAAAUGAAUCUGUUAAUUCCCAGUCUGUUCCAAUUCCCAGCAUGCACCUUUAGGCCUGAAAGUGACCUGAAAACUUGUUGGUAGUGAUGAUCUGGUAAAUGUGUUCUUAUUAUCAAUUUGUUGUUUUACAUUGGUAUGCGUCAAUCCCAUUUUUUUGGACAUUGUUUCCACAGCACCACAUUCAAGACCAGCCUUGGGUUGCUCCAAGACGGGCAAGUUUAUUGAACAUGUGUCCUGAUUUGCUUGCACAAUAUCUGCAAGAAAGUUAUAUGGCGCUGCCAUCAAAUGGUAGUUAUCCCACAGUUCCAGUGCUUUUCCCUGUCACUUUUCUUACUGCAAAGUUUUUGUUUUAGCACAAGAGCUCUGUAUUGCAAUGUGCCCACUUUCACGGGGGUGAGUUAUGAAGGUGUUUUUUAUUCCAUGAAAGACGUAUGCUGGCAUCCACUUGAAUGGGUGAGAGGUCAGUGCAAAAGUGCUGACAGUCUGGAAGCGAACUUAGUUAUAAGGAUUCCAAGUUCUGUUCCAGAUGCAAUAUAUGCUAUUCUAACAAGCCUGGGGCAACAGGACACUAAGCAGGAGUGGUGCCUUCUCUCCUGUUGCUGCAAGUUUGCCUAUUCUCCUUAUCCACUGGCUGUGAAGCUGAACUGGAAGGCCUUCUUUACAUUAUCUUCUUCAGGAUUAAGCAAAACUGCUAUACACAAAGGAACUAGCGUCAGCAAAAAGGACUGGCUGGCAAAAAUGAGAGAGAAGUAACUGUACAUCAUGCUUUUGUCUGCUUUCAGUGUCCAUGUGAAUUCACGUGACUCACUUUUAUCUGACUCUUUGCUUCAUGCGGCUUUUUGUUUUCAUUAAAGUUAACAAUCACUGGCAAAAGUGCUUUGUACCAGCCUCUGAGGCUUCUAGUGAGCUACAAAUUCCUAGCAGCACUGUUAACCACAGGGAAUCAGCAGCCAUGAGUCAUCCCCACACCCUCCUCCUCAGAUCCUGGGAUUCAGAAUGCCACAUUUGGAAUUCCCUUUAGUUACUCAAGUUUUCAGGCUUUGAGGGCUAGGAGACUCCCGACUGCCAGUAUUUUGUGGGAGGGAUUUUGAGUGCAAACUGGGAAAUUAUAGUUUCCACAAUUAAAGUGGAUUAAAGUGCUCUCACUCUAGUGUGGUAAAUCCAGUUAUAAUUUUGCAAUUAGGAAUGUGAUGAGGAAAUUAACUGAAAAGUGUGGAGUGAAUAAAUAAUUAACAGGAAGAUGUGUAAACACCCUGCAAGAAAAUCAGGAUGGAUGCUCAUUGUUUUAUAACCACCCGGCAAACAAAUCAGAACAAAUGCUCAAUAAAUAUUGGAUAUAAUUUAAUCCCCGUGUAAGCUUUGUACCAAGAGACCAGUGCUCAAAUCCCUGCUGAACUUAACAGGUGAACUUGGGCCAGUCACAACCUCUCUGUCUAACCUACCUCACAGGGUUGUUGUGAGGGUAAAAUUGGUGUGUGGGGUGUGUAAGAACCAUGUACGCCACCAGGAGCUCCUUGCAGGAAUGGUGGGAUGUAAGGAAAUAAAAAUUCCAAAAAAUAAAAUAAAUAAGUUAAGCUCUUGGUUAAGCUCUGGAAAAGCUCUUGGUACUACCAAAUCAAAGCUGUAGUUCUCAGAAUAGUGCAGUUACAAACGGCUCACGCUGCAUUAUUCUGUUGAUCCAGUUUCUGAUGCUUGUUCUGUUUGAAUUUUGUUACUUUCCUCCAAAGAGCCCCCCCCUCUAGUCCCCAGAAGAGAUGAUGCAAGUGGCUCAAGGCUUCCCAGCCUCUCUUCAUCUUUUGAUCACAAUCUUCCUUGAUUCUUAUUGCAGCACUUUCACAGCCCUGAAAAUGAGCAGAGCUCUGAGGGGGAAGCAAUUAAGUCAACGGCCGAGGAGGAGGAGGAGGAGGAGGUGGAGGAGGAGAACCCAGACAGGUAGGGAUGGGUUGAUGCAAGAGGCAAAGCUUGAUUCAAGUGUGCGGAAUACAGUGGUGCCUCGCAAGACGAAAUUAAUCCGUUCCACGAGAGUCUUCGUCUAGCGGUUUUUUCGUCUUGCGAAGCAAGCCCAUUGACGGAUUAGCGCUAUUAGCGCUAUUAGCGGUUUAGCGGCUAUUAAAGGCUUAAAGGCUUAGGGGAUUAGCUGCUAAAAGGCUAUUAAAGGCUAUUAAAGGCUUAGCAGAUUAGAUAAAGGGGGGGAAAAGCGCUAAAAAUAUCUCAAGACUCGCAAGAUAUUUUCGUCUUGCGAAGCAAGCCCAUAGGGGAAUUCGUCCUGCGAAGCAACUUCAAAACGGAAAACCCUUUCGUCUAGCGGUUUUUCCGUCUUGCGAGGCAUUCGUCUUGCGGGGCACCACUGUAGUCUUGCUUGGUCCUUGGCAUGUCCAGUGUGGUAAUCUUAUAAUUUCCUUCCCACAGACAACCCCACAGUCUCCAGGAAGACUCUGCUGACAAUUACUUUCUCCUGCAUGCAGCAUCUCCCAGCUUCUCCCAGCAGAGCAUGGCAGGGACAACCAGAAUCGAGUAUGAUGUAUUAUUAUUAUUUAUUAAUUUUGUGUAACACAUUUCAUCUGAAGAUCACAGGGCGGUUCACAACAUGAAAAUGCAAAAUGUGAACACAAAAUAUGUAAUAAAACAAGUAUAGUGGACGCUCGGGUUGCGAACGUGAUCCGUGCGGGAUGCAUGUUUGCAACCCACAGCAUUCGCAACCUGCAGUGGUGACUCUGCGCAUGUGCGGGUUGCGAUUUGGCGCUUCUGCUCAUGCACAACGUGCAAUUUAGCUCUUCUGCGCAUGCGCGACCCCCAAAACCUGGAAGUAGCCCGUUCUGGUACUUCUGGGUUUCGGCGGGUCCGUAACCCGAAAAAAUGCAACCUGAAGCGUCUAUAACCCAAGGUAUGACUGUACAAAACAAAACCAAUAACCCCCACUCCAACAAACACAUUUAAAAGGCAAUAGGAUGCCUGGUUGUAGACAAAUGUUUUCACCUAAUGCCUAAAGAUAUGUAAUGAAGGCACUAGGCAAGCCUCUCUGGGGAGUGCAUUCUACAAACAGGGAGCCACUGCAGAAAAGGCCCAUUCUUGUGUUGCUGCCCUCUGGGCUUCUCGUGGAGGAGGCGUAUGAAAAAGGGCCUCACAUGUUGUAGACAAAAGCCACUACACAGAAGGGAAAGCAGUGUGAUCUCUGCCUCCUGGAGGGAGAAUCUGGCCUCUUUAAAUGAGAGCAGACAUCUGAGUGAUGAAGACAUCAAACUAUGAACUGAGACCCAGGGUUUGUUUCCCAGAUAAUAUGUUUUGGCUAUGCACUGUGCAGCAGGCAUUUUGCUGCAAGUGGAUUGCUGGUUUCUGCAGCAAACAGGCCCAUGUUUUAAAAUACACACACCUGGGAGCUCCCAGCACAUGUACACAGGUGCUGUGAGGCUGCCACUUGUCAGUCACACUCCACUUUAUUUGAUGAGAGAAACACCGGUAUGCCUGGGUAUUGCCAUGUAAAGUGAAGCUGUUCUUUAUGCCAGGGGAUGUGCCAAUUAGUCUAUCUCUGUAUCAGGGCCCAUCUCCAAAAUGGCUCUCGGUCUUCUUUAAUCACCUCCUUGGGAGGACAAAUAUAUUUUAGGCUGAGUCAAUCUGCUGUUGCAAAGAUGGGAGCCCAAAGAAGCUCCUUGAGUGAUAGAUAGACUCCAUUUCUCUGAAGUUUCAUCCAGCAUUACAGUGGUGCCCCGCAAGACGAAUGCCUCGCAAGACGGAAAACUCGCUAGACGAAAGAGUUUUCCGUUUUGGAGGUGCCUCGCAAAACGAAUCUGCUAUGGGCUUGCUUCGCAAGACGAAAAUGUCUUGCGAGUUCCUGGGGUUUUUUUUUCCUUUCCCCCCUCUUUUUCUAAGUCGCUAAGCCGCUUAUCUGCUUAUCCGAUAAGCUGAUAAGCUGCUAAAAGCCGCUAAAAGCCGCUAAAAGCCGCUAAUAGCGCUAAUCCGCUAAUCCCAUCAAUGGGCUUGCUUCGCAAGACGAAAAAACCGCUAGACGAAGAGACUCCCAGAACGGAUUCUUUUCGUCUUGCGAGGCACCACUGUACUAGAAAUGUACUCCAUUGCUAGCUGAGCUGGGAGCCUCUUUUUCUGGGGUUAGUUGACCACUGCAGGAUGCACACUGUCUUUCUUCUCAGGAGGGAGUCAGAACUUCGGUGCAGAAGCAACAUCAGUAAGACUGUAGAGGAAGAACUCAAAGAGGAAUCAGGCAUUGAGGAACUAGAUGAAGAAUGUGAGGAACUGAGGGGAGAGACGCUUCUGUAAGUGAACAAUGCUUUCUAUGCUUGCCAUCCAUAGGAUUGUUCUAGCCCUUCUCCACAUGGGAAGUUUUCUUUGCAGUCUGAACAGAACUUUCUGUAAUCCACAGUUUUGGUUGCCAUAUCUCAAAAAAGAAAAAGGAUAUUGUAGAGCUAGGAAAUGUGUUCUAUUGAAUUUGGGGUGUUCUGUUGAAACAGUUUGGCCAGAGAUUUGGAGCGAGACAAAGGGACAUACUCUUCCUCACAUCACAAAAUUAGUUUAUGGAAUUUUUGCCACUGGAUGUGGUCAUGGCCCCUCUCUUAGGUGGGUUUAAAAGGGGGGGUGAGACAAAUUCAUGGGUGAGAAAGUCUAUGAGUGGCUACUAGUCAUGAGGAGAAGAUUCAGAAGCAGCAUUGCCACCAAAUGCCAGCUGCUGGGAGUAAUCUCAGGAAUGGGCUUCUGUCUUCAUGUGCUGCUUGUGGACUUCACUGAGGUAUUUGGGUUGGCUACUGUGGGGAAACAGGAUUCUAGUUUGGGUGGAUCUAGCAGGCCUGUUCUGCUGUAUUUUCAUUUCUGGGAAUUCAGCAUUCUGUGAGGAACUAUUUUUGUAAAAGAAAUGUAAAAUGUUUAGCCUUUAUGACCAUGGAAUUGAUAAACGACAUGAAAUAAUACAAAAAUGUGUGUAAAUGUGCACAUUCAGUAUAGAUUGCAGAAUUCAGCUGUUUCAGGAGGGAUGUAUAAAUUUGUGUUUAUACAUUUUACAUAAUUUAGUGUUUCCUUAGUGUUGUUAAAAGUACUCUCAUUCUUAUGGAGGCUACAAAUGAUGGAAGCCGGAGCUUACUGGGCCUAGCUUAUGGCAGGGCAUCAGACUGAUAGUUGACUGACUGCACCAGGUGAUUAUUUUCUCUCUUUUUUUUCCUGGCAGGUGCAAAGGAUCUAAAAUGGAGCUUUGCAGAGCCUGGUUCUCCAUGCCCACCUACUAUUGGGUUUUGUUGUGGCUGUUUUUUCUGGGGGUCGCUUGCCUCAUUCUGAUCAGGAUCCUGGAGCUGCAGAAACAAUACCCAUUUACAACCUCUGAUUCUUAA